Molecule: messenger RNA, 2979 nt
Organism: Mugil cephalus (flathead mullet)
Lineage: Eukaryota; Metazoa; Chordata; Actinopteri; Mugiliformes; Mugilidae
Gene: rab3c
Product: RAB3C, member RAS oncogene family
Exons: 5
Coding region: 169-828 (219 amino acids)
Biological process (GO): regulation of exocytosis; protein localization to plasma membrane; protein secretion
Cellular component (GO): endosome; synaptic vesicle; plasma membrane
Molecular function (GO): GTP binding; GTPase activity
Source: RefSeq, a predicted model, not a curated record
CCACAGCCUCGUCGUCAGCACGCGGGCGCGCGCCAGAUCCGAAGCGGAGGGGACAGCUCCAGGUGCUGAAAUUGGUUGGCGGAAGAAAAUCAGCGUCUGCGUUAGAUUCAGAGACAAAAUCCUGCAAAACAGGGGCAGAUACAGAUAGAACCGAGGCCUUCAAAACAGAUGGCUGCCACUCAGGAUGCGAAAGGGAAGGGAGAGGGAGGGGACCAAAAUUUUGACUACAUGUUCAAGCUGCUGAUCAUCGGCAACAGCAGCGUGGGCAAGACGUCUUUCCUGUUCCGCUACGCCGACGACGCCUUCACUUCGGCCUUCGUCAGCACCGUGGGCAUCGACUUCAAAGUGAAGACAGUGUACAAGAAUGACAAGAGGAUCAAACUGCAGAUCUGGGACACAGCAGGCCAGGAGCGCUACAGAACCAUCACCACUGCAUACUACCGUGGGGCCAUGGGCUUCAUCCUCAUGUAUGACAUCACCAACGAGGAGUCUUUUGGCGCGGUGCAGGACUGGUCGACCCAGAUAAAAACCUAUUCGUGGGAUAAUGCACAGGUGGUGCUGGCGGGGAAUAAGUGUGAUAUGGAGGAAGAGAGAGUGGUCUCGGUGGAUAGCGGCCGACUGCUGGCAGAACAGUUGGGUUUUGAGUUCUUUGAAACAAGCGCCAAGGACAACAUCAAUGUGAAGCAGACCUUCGAACGUCUCGUUGACCUGAUUUGCGACAAGAUGUCCGAGAGCUUGGACACCGAUCCAGCUGUCACCACGGGAGCCCCCACUGCCAAACUCACAGACAGUGCUCCGCCCCUCCAGCAGCCCGGCUGCAACUGUUAGUGACCAUGUGUCAGGAAGCAAAGGGAUAGCGGCGCUGUAAGGUGGUAGAGCGUGCAGAAUAUUGUCCCCCCCUCCCCCCUCAGCGUUAUCAUUCCAGCUAGUGCUGCUUUCUCUGGACUACAGUUCAACUCCAGUUUAGUAGUAGAAUUACAAAACGCUGUCGUAUUAUCUCUCAACUUUAUCACCUUAUAUCAAGAGCAAAUAACCAGGAAAACAAACAUGGAUAUUGUAAAAUGUGUAACUUUAUCAAAAUGCACCAUAUUCUUUGGCUUGUUAUUAUGGUUAUAACGUUUGAUAAGAAACAGCUACGAGUCACACUGUACAGUUAACCCUUGAGACCUAGAAUAAUAUAUAAUAAGGGAUAGAGUCAGUGAGUGCUUUAAUUAUUCUUUGACUUUUAUUUUUUAGUACAGUAUGUAUUUUUCUUCUUUUUUUAAAAAAAAGUUUAUUUUGCCUCCUACAGCUGCCAAAUCUAUGAUUUAGUACACUAUAGGAUGUAGCGGCUUUUCUUUCGAGUGCGUGGAUGACGUGUGACUGAGUGUGGGCUUGCGCGGGUGUGAGUAAUAUGUCUGAAGUGACUGCGACUUUGCCAUCCAAAAUCAUCUACCUUGGAAAAAAGUGGCCUUUUAGCAUCUCCAAUACGGCCUCUGUAAGUUCCUUCGUCCUGCGUACCCUCGGAACAAAUCCAGUAUGUAUAUCGUUGAUGUAAGUAUCGUUCCUUUGCUGUCUGUAGAUGUGUGGUUCAUCUGAUAGGUAUACCUGUAAAUCUUAAAAAGCGACUUUUCCCUUGUGUUUAGCCUCUAAAACGACCCUUUAUAUAGUUUGAUGCAACAAGCAUGCUGCCAAAAAGUCAGUAGUACGUGCUGUUUUAUCUCAAGCUAGGCCUUAUCCAAGUCUAACCUUCCUCAACUCCACGUGAUAGCAAUGAUCCAGCAUUUCAUUAAAUAAAUAAUAAUAAAAAAAAAUCUCAUCACGCAGUCAAAGAGAUCAUGAUCAGCUCUGGCAUGGAAUAAACAGCCAUAUUGAAAAGAUACAUUUAAAAAAAGAAAAGGAAAAAAAAAGCAUCAGCAUGCUUAAAUUUCAUGUUUGUGCUGUAACAUCCAUCCUGAAAGAAAAAUACAAGCUGCCUACAAAACACCACAGGCGCACAGCGGGACGCUUCCCCCUAGCAGGCAUAUAUAGUACUGUUGUGUCUUAGUAGAUAAGUCCACGUGGUAUAAAUGUUUUCAGUUCUCCAAGUCAUAGAAGAAGAAGAAGAAAAAAAAAUGUUUGUGCCAAAACAUUUCUUAGCGUUUUCACUUGUUUGUUGCAUAGCUGAAUAAGACUCGGAAAAACUGCAUGAAUUCAGUCCUAUGUAGAUUUAUAAUAUAAGAUACUGUAUAUAUCACUUGGUGUUACAGAUUUAGGAGCAUUGUCACAGCACUCGCUGUGAGAUGCAAUGGGCCAAUAAGUGCAAUAUUUUAUGAAUUAAACCCUGUACAUAGCUCCUCUCGUCCGAGUACAACGACUCGGCCUGCAGUGUGUGAGUGACAGCGGGUCAGAAUGGCUCCGUCAUUCAGCACCUGCAGCCACUGAAUGUGUGACUUGAUGUGUGUGUGUGUGUGUGUGCGCGCGCGCGUGCGUGUGUGUACCUGCCAUACUGAAGAGACAACUUAUAGUGUAUUGUUUGUGUAUACCUUUUGUACAAAUGUAUUCACGUACUAUAUGCCGUUCCUGCUAACUGUUGGGUGUUGAUUGAACUUGUAUUACCACGUCAAAAUGCAGUGUUAUUGUGAAAGGUAGUCAGGGAGAAGACUUAGUCCACGCCGUUUGCCAUAACUGUUAUGAUUCCCAGUAAAAAAGGAUAUGCAUAAAACUAGUUCAGAGAUCCCGCACAUAUGUGCGUACACAUGGUCUGUGUGUGCAUCCGUGUAUGUGUGCGAUGGUCUAAUUUGAUGCCAGUAGCCAUGAAAUAAAUUAUCGUAAUUAUCUCCGAGUCAAGGUUCACUCCGUAGGGGAAUAGUUAACGACGGUCGAACUGUCGCUCUGGUCAAAUCUCACUUUAGAACUCUGUGACUUUACAUAUAACUGAACAUAUUUAUUUCACGGAGUGCAAGCAAAGUAAGAAGUAUGUUUUUGAGAUUAUAGGAAAUAAAUCGAAUUCUAUCAGUG